AUGGAUGACAGUUCAGAUUCCAGUUUCCAUAUUGGAGACGUCUGCAUAACAGCCUUAGAUGUAGUUAACUUCGCUACUGUAUUCUUAAUUUUAAUACUGACAAUAUCUGGUUUUGGAAUUAUUGUGCAUCUUCACUGUAAAGAGAAAAAUGAAGAGGAAAGAAUAGAAAAAGUCAGAGGCAUUCGAAAUGUAAUGGCUGACAAAAUUGCAGGUAUCCUUCGAAAUAAGAUAAAUAAAAUUGAAGAGUUUGUUCAGGAUAAUAUAGAUGUUUAUCACGAAAAAAAUAAAAAAAGGGAGGAAACUAAAGAAAAUCAACUCAAAACGGAAACUCCAACAUCGCCAAGAAAUUUAAAUGAAAUAGACGAAAAUGAAUACUCGAGUGACGACGAAAAUCCAUGCGAAAGUGAUAACUCCAGAGACAACGAUGAUCUAGACGAAACUGAAUACCAAAGCAGCGAAACAUAUUUAGAUAUCAGUCAUGAAGAGAUUUGUCGCUGA
Molecule: messenger RNA, 498 nt
Organism: Mytilus trossulus (common blue mussel)
Lineage: Eukaryota; Metazoa; Mollusca; Bivalvia; Mytilida; Mytilidae
Exons: 2
Coding region: 1-498 (165 amino acids)
Source: RefSeq, a predicted model, not a curated record